AGAGAGAGAGAGAGAGAGAGAGAGAGAGGUAGAGCAAGGGUGAGCGAGUAACAGCCACACAGACGAGAGGGAGAGAGAGAGGAGCGGAGUUAAUGGAGAGGGCUACAACUGCGCACAAACACAGAUUUGAUCAGUGAGUUUAACUUGCUGGUGCUGGUCAGUGUGCACUGAAGCUACAAACAAGCCGUGCGCCCGUACAGACCUCCACUACUUGUUGAGCUGGGCUGAAACAUUGACAUUUUUUUUGUGAGAGAAAGAAGUUCAGGAACUCUGCGUUGGACUGGAUUCCAUUUUGGACGUAUUUAUAUGACAACAGCUGUGUUGCAUUUGUAAUGUCGGGUGAUCGGAAGCAAGCGCGGAACCUGUGGAUUUAACAAAAAAACCGGAUUUGGGACAGAUUAUUUCUUAUCUUGUGACUUGUACCGCUUUGCUUCGGCGUGCAUGAACAUUUACUAAAGCAAACAACAAAAGCAAUGGAAGUAAGUGCGGAUCAGCCACGAUGGAUGAGCCAUCAUCCCGCGGUGCUGAACGAGCAGCAUCCCGGCUCACAUCACCCGGGCCUCGGCCACUCAUACAUGGACCCUUCGCAGUAUCAGCUCGCUGACGAUGUGGAUGUACUCUUUAAUAUCGACGCACAGGGGAACCACGUCUCUCCAUACUAUGGAAACUCUGUCCGAGCCGUCCAGAGGUACCCUCCUCCUCCACACAGUAGCCAGGUGUGCCGUCCCUCAUUACUGCACGGCUCCCUGCCCUGGCUGGAGGGGAGCAAAGGCAUCGCCCCGCACCACAGCACUUCUCCCUGGAACCUCAGCCCCUUCCCCAAGAACCCCCUGCACCAUGGCUCCCCGGCCAGCCUGUCCGUCUACCCCUCGGCCUCCUCCUCCCUGUCCACCGGUCACUCCAGUCCGCACCUCUUCACGUUUCCCCCGACCCCACCGAAAGACGUAUCCCCGGACCCGGGCAUAUCCAACUCUGGCUCCGGGCGGCAGGAGGAUAAAGAGUGCAUAAAGUACCAGGUGACCCUGGGCGAGAGUAUGAAACUGGAAUCAGCUCACAGCCGGAGCGUGGCAUCGCUCGGAGCAGGGUCAUCUGCCCACCACCCCAUCGCCACAUACCCAUCCUAUGUCCCUGAAUACGGCCCAGGCCUCUUCCCGCCAAGUAGCCUGAUAGGUGGGUCAUCUUCUAGUUAUGGUUCCAAAACAAGACCAAAAUCAAGGUCCUGUUCAGAAGGUAGAGAGUGUGUGAACUGCGGGGCCACGUCAACUCCGCUGUGGAGGCGGGACGGUACGGGUCACUAUCUGUGUAACGCCUGCGGACUCUAUCACAAGAUGAACGGGCAGAAUCGCCCUCUCAUCAAACCCAAGCGGCGGCUGGUACGUCUCCACCACAUUUCUCUAUUGAUGACAUUUCCGUCUCUCUCUCUGUUUUUCCCCUAUCCAGGAAGAAGUAGGCCUAUUAGCUGCAGGAAAUUGACUCGACAAGUGCAGUCCGCAGCCAGGCGGGCGGGGACGUCGUGUGCAAACUGCCAGACGACAACGACGACGCUGUGGCGGAGAAACGCCAACGGGGACCCGGUGUGUAACGCCUGCGGCCUGUACUAUAAACUGCACAAUAUCAACCGACCUCUGACCAUGAAGAAGGAAGGCAUCCAGACCAGAAACCGGAAGAUGUCCAGCAAGUCCAAGAAGAGCAAAAAGUCCCAAGACGGCAUGGAUGACUUCUCCAAGAGCCUGAUGGACAAGAGCUCCUUCAGCCCGGCCGCCCUGUCCCGCCACAUGUCGUCCUUCCCACCCUUCUCGCACUCCGGCCACAUGCUGAGCACCCCCACACCCAUGCACCCAUCCUCGGGCCUCCCAUUCGCCCCCCACCACCCUUCCAGUAUGGUGUCAGCCAUGGGUUAGACCCUCCCUGUGCUGCACCACCCCUAAACCCUCGGCCUCGCCACCACCAUGUCCCCCGGUACCUCUGCUGACCUGCUUCCAUACCCUAAAAGACAGAUAAACUGCUCCUCUGCCCGACCCACGCUCCCCUGUCCCACCACCGAGCUGCGGGGCGAGAACGACAGGCUUUCGGCUCCUUUUCCUCAGUUGUAUCUUAUUUUUAUAAAAUCAAAGUGUACCUCUGCGAUGUGAAUGCUUUGCAGACUUGACUGUGGCGCACUGACCUCCAGGGGGAAGAUUUUGUUUUCCUCCAAGCAGGAAGAGAAAGAACAUUUUUCUCCCCAAGCUGCCGCUGCCGCCGCCGCCGCUGCCGCCGCCACCACAUAGAGGCUGUCCUCCCAGCUGAUCCACAUGAUAAGGAGCUCCAUUUGUGUACAAAAAGCCAUUUUUCCACACACGAACAUCACAAAAAAAACUUUUACAACGACCUCUCCAGAAAUUUCCAAACCCACCUCUCUUCACCUUGCACCUGUGUAACAGGAACCCCCGCUCCCUUCUUCUUCUUCUUCUUCUUCUUCUUCUUCUCUUCUUCUUCUUCUUCUAUUUCUUCUUCUUCUUCUUCUUCUUCUUCUUCUUCCU
Cottoperca gobio is the source of this 2519-nucleotide messenger RNA. It is a transcript of the gene gata3, whose product is annotated as GATA binding protein 3. The transcript is spliced from 6 exons. NCBI's taxonomy places the organism in Eukaryota, Metazoa, Chordata, Actinopteri, Perciformes, Bovichtidae. The coding region runs from base 474 to 1901 and encodes 475 amino acids. Gene Ontology annotation, cellular component: nucleus. The record is from RefSeq and is a predicted model, not a curated record. Gene Ontology annotation, molecular function: DNA-binding transcription factor activity, RNA polymerase II-specific; zinc ion binding; RNA polymerase II cis-regulatory region sequence-specific DNA binding. Gene Ontology annotation, biological process: regulation of epithelial cell differentiation; positive regulation of transcription by RNA polymerase II; negative regulation of transcription by RNA polymerase II.